UCCGGGGACCUGUUGAUCGCAGGUGUCACUGGCCUGACUGGCCCUUGGGUGUUGGGGCGUGCGCGCAUGCUCCGUGCGCAGGGUCGAGCUCUGGGCGGCGGAGGCCAGCCGCGUCUGCUCCAGUUCUCUGUGAGCUUCGCUUACGUUGGCAGCUGUUGGUGUGUCAGCCUGGUGUCGGCGAGCGGCGGAGCUGGGCCAGCGGGAGGGAGCCCUGUGGGACUGGAAGGCCGGUAUUUCCCUCCCUGGAGCGCACGCUCCUCGCGCCAGGAGGGCAGAGCGCCAGAUUUGCUUUGAGGUGCAUUGAUAUGAAAUAUGGAGUCAUCUUUGAUAACUUCACCUGGGAAAUAGUCUUCUUUCUUACUAAAAAACCAUAAGGAAAACAAACGACCAAAGGAAUCAUACCAAAUGCCGACUCUGCAUCUUUUUGUAUCAUCUAUUUUUUUAAACCAUCAAGACAAAUGGCUUAUUUAAAGACAAUGAUUUGUUCAUUAUUUUUAGCGGUUUUUUAAAAAAUCUUUUUCGUCUUAAACUAUGCAACUCUUCUGUAGAAUUUAACACAUUUAAAAAUCUUUAAGGCCUUGAUUAAAUUAGCUUUCAGAACCUCAGUGUUUAUGUUAUGUAGCCUUUUUUUGCUUGACAAAAUCUUCAAAAAUUUACAGCGUCAGGAAAGAUAUGAACUUGGAAACUUACAUUAUUAUAAUAGACUGCUGUGAAUUUAAGUGGACGAUUGAAGACAUCAUCCGUUUUAUCAUCAGAAAUAUCGCAUAAGCGUAUAAUUCUUUGCUUUAAUGCAAACAAAGUUGCUUGAAAAUGGCCUGGGUAAAAUUCUUACGGAAACCUGGUGGCAAUCUUGGAAAAGUCUAUCAGCCUGGGAGCAUGCUGUCCCUAGCCCCUACCAAAGGCUUGUUAAAUGAACCGGGACAGAACAGCUGCUUUCUUAACAGUGCUGUACAGGUUUUAUGGCAGUUGGAUAUAUUCCGACGAAGCUUGCGGGUCCUGACUGGACACGUUUGUCAGGGAGAUGCCUGCAUAUUUUGUGCAUUGAAGACAACAUUUGCACAGUUUCAGCACAGUCGAGAAAAAGCGCUUCCCUCGGAUAACAUAAGGCAUGCACUUGCAGAAAGCUUCAAAGAUGAGCAGCGAUUUCAGCUUGGCCUUAUGGAUGACGCUGCAGAGUGCUUUGAAAAUAUAUUGGAGAAGAUUCAUUUUCACAUAGUGCCAAGCAGAGAUGCAGACAUGUGUACCUCUAAAUCGUGUAUCACUCACCAGAAGUUUGCCAUGACUCUGUAUGAACAGUGUGUGUGUCGUAGCUGUGGAGCAUCAUCAGAUCCUCUCCCUUUUACAGAAUUUGUGCGGUACAUUUCUACAACAGCCCUAUGCAAUGAAGUUGAAAGAAUGAUAGAAAGGCAUGAACGCCUUAAGCCUGAAAUGUUUGCAGAAUUGCUGCAAGCAGCAAAUACAACUGAUGACUAUCGGAAAUGUCCUAGUAACUGUGGCCAAAAAAUAAAAAUUCGCCGUGUUUUAAUGAAUUGCCCGGAGAUUGUUACAAUUGGUUUAGUCUGGGAUUCUGAGCAUUCUGACUUGACCGAAGAUGUUGUUCGGAAUCUAGCGACACAUCUUUAUCUUCCUGGGCUUUUUUAUAGGGUUACGGAUGAGAAUGCCAAAAGUAGUGAGCUCCACCUUGUUGGUAUGAUCUGCUACACCAGCCGACAUUACUGUGCCUUUGCUUUUCAUACCAAGAGUUCCAAGUGGGUAUUUUUUGAUGAUGCAAAUGUGAAAGAGGUUGGAACUAGAUGGAAAGAUGUGGUCUCCAAGUGCAUCCGAUGUCACUUCCAGCCACUGCUUUUGUUUUAUGCAAACCCAGAUGGCACAGCAGUUUCUACCGAAGAUGCGCUCAGGCAGGUCAUCAACUGGCCACAUAAAUCCAUUGCAGAAAAUAUGGGAUGUGAAAAGCCCUGGAUCUAUAAGUCAGAUAAUUCAAAAGAAAAUGAAUUUGGUGAUCAGGCAAAACAGAGAGAAAAUCAGAAAGUUCACACAGAUAAUAUUUCAUCAUUUACUCGGAGCCACAUGCAAACAAGUGGUGGCAGAGGACCAGUUAAGUUAAGUCACAGUGAUCAAAGGGAAAAAAUGAAAGACAUUUCCAGAGAAUGUGCUCUAAAAGCUAUUGAACAGAAAAACUUACUUUCCUCACAACGGAAAGAUUUGGAGAGGGGACAAAGGAAAGAUUUGGGCCGCCAAAGAGAUUUGGUUGAUGAAGACCUUCCACAUUUCAAGUCUGGAUCGCCUCCUGCCUCAAAUGGCUUUAGACAAUAUGGGAGUCCACAUCUACAUCACAGUCAAGGCAGAGGACCCUGGAAACACGACCGAGUUGCCCAUCAGAGUCGAGAUUCUGCACAAGUAUUAGGUUCGAGUAAAUCCCAGAGUCUUGCUCCAGCAGAGAAGAUCACUGGCAAAGUGAAGAGCGACAGUGGCACUGGGUAUGACACAGACAGCAGCCAAGACUCUAGAGAUAAAGGGAGCCCCUGUAAUGGCGGUGGUAGAAGCCGGAACCGAGGGUGGAAACCUAUGAGGGAAACGUUAAAUGUUGAUAGUAUUUUUAAUGAGAGUGAAAGAAGGCAGCACAGUCCUAGACGCAAAUCAAAUAUCAGUGGCAAACCUAAAUGUAGUAAAGAUCAGAGUUUUAACAAUUGGCCGAAAGAGAAUCCGAAGCAAAGAAGUUUAAUGACCAUUUAUGAAGAUGAAAUAAAGCAGGAAACAGGAAGCAGAAGUUCCCUUGAAUCCAAUGGAAAAGGAACAGAGAAAAAUAAAGGCUUCAAAGAGACUAAAGCUCAUGGUGACAACUGGCAGAUACAAAGGACUGAGUCUGGGUAUGAAAGCAGUGAUCACAUCAGUAAUGGAUCUGCCAAUUUGGACUCACCUGUUAUCGAAGGAAAUGGUACAAUAAUGGAUGUCAGUGGUGUUAAAGAAACAGUAUUCUUCAGUGACCAGAUUAUGACAAGCAACCUAAAUAUAGAACGUGUGAACUGUAGCUCCCAACAGAGCAAAAACUACUUAGAAGGCUUUAAAAAGGAACUUAAAAACUUGGAAUUUGGCUGUAAAUCUCAUGAGUUCCAGACAGAAUCACAUCUACAAAUAAAAAAUCCUUUCAUAAAAAGAUCACAUAUACGUGAAACCAAUGGGAAGUUAUUCCCUUCCUCCAGUCCACCCGUACUCAAGGACCAUGCAGCAAGAGAGCAUAUCCGCCAACCAGAUGAACAGAAACAUGAAAAAUCAAGUGAAUGCAAAUUUUCUGAACGGCUUAAUAUAGAAAAUUCUGAGAGAACAGGUUUACUUUUUCACAUUGAUGAUAAUUCUGCUUCUGGAAAGAGAAUGAACAGUAAUGAAGUAGUCUCACCAUCUUCAUUGUGGUCCUCACACAUGAGAACUGUUGGGUUAAAGCCGGAAACUGCUCCCCUCAUCCAGCAGCAAACUAUGAUGGAACAAUGUUACUCUGAGAACUCUUUAUCGAAGGAACAUAUAAUUCAGUCAACCUGCAGAUCUGAUGGUUGUCAGAUGCCAAAAUUUGUUAGCCAGAAUCCACCGCCCCCUUUGCCACCGAAGAAAUAUGCUGUAACCAGUGUGCCACAGUCAGAGAAAAAUGAUUCUAUGCCUGAUGGCAAACUUACAGAGAUGUUUAAAGCAAGUUCUUCUAGUCUUCCGAAGCACAGUUUAAGUACAGCUUCGGAACCAGGUUCAGAAGUGAGUACAUACAUGAAUGAUGAAAGACUUAAGGAAACAUUUCAAGUAAAAGAACAUGUUGGCAACACACCAAACGACUUGUCCAGCUCUUCGACUAGUGAUUUUCAGGCAGACUUGGGUACAGUUGUUGAUGCAUUUUGCCAAGCAGAGAUAGACUCUCAUUCUACCUGUCCAAAUGAGACAGUUUCAUUAACUACCUAUUUUUCGGUUGAUAGCUGCAUGACUGAUACAUAUAGGUUGAAAUACCAUCAGAGGCCCAAGCUCUGUUUUCCAGAAAGCAGUGGCUUUCAUAAUGAUAGUUUACCCUCUCAGAGUGCUAGAGGGCUAGGACCUGUGUUACGUAAUAGUCUUGGUUCAAACUGCCCUUCUGAGCAGAGAUAUAACCCUAGCAUACACUGUAAUAGGUAAGUGAUGAAACUGGCAAGCUUAUACUUCCCAGAGACCAUUAAAAUAUAAUAGGGAUCACUUGACCAAACCUGGUGAGAUAUGAAAUUAAAACCAUGGCAUUUUUAAAGUCACUAAUGACUUUAACUUUCUCUAUUUUUUUUUUUUUUUAAAGAUUUUAUUUUUUCCUUUUUCUCCCCAAAGCCCCCCGGUACAUAGUUGUAUAUUCUUUGUUGUGGGUCCUUCUAGUUGUGGCAUGUGG
Messenger RNA from Equus quagga, 4384 nucleotides. RefSeq names its product ubiquitin specific peptidase 53 (gene USP53). Gene Ontology annotation, biological process: sensory perception of sound; response to auditory stimulus; protein deubiquitination. NCBI's taxonomy places the organism in Eukaryota, Metazoa, Chordata, Mammalia, Perissodactyla, Equidae. The record is from RefSeq and is a predicted model, not a curated record. The transcript has 16 exons. Gene Ontology annotation, molecular function: cysteine-type deubiquitinase activity. The coding region runs from base 811 to 4146 and encodes 1111 amino acids. Gene Ontology annotation, cellular component: cell-cell junction.